Molecule: messenger RNA, 2769 nt
Organism: Ixodes scapularis (black-legged tick)
Lineage: Eukaryota; Metazoa; Arthropoda; Arachnida; Ixodida; Ixodidae
Product: toll-like receptor 2
Exons: 2
Coding region: 71-2701 (876 amino acids)
Biological process (GO): toll-like receptor signaling pathway; inflammatory response; immune response
Cellular component (GO): membrane
Molecular function (GO): transmembrane signaling receptor activity; protein binding
Source: RefSeq, a predicted model, not a curated record
GCGUCACCAGCAAUUAACUUGGUACUGAGUUGAAUCUCCGUCAGGUAGAGUAAAUGCCAUCUGCGGACCAAUGCCGCGGGUGGCUUUGCUUCCAGCCUUGCUCUGGGUCCUGACCUCAUGGGCGCUGGACGUGACGACGGCAUGGCGCGUGAGAGAGGCUCACUCGCACAGCAAGACACGCAACCUCGACUCGGUGUACAUGAACCCACAGUCAUCGGUGGCGCUAAGGGUUGGCGCUGCAGGCACUCUCCUCUCCAGCUGGAUCCUGAACGACUGCAACAUCCAGCACUUCAGCGACGGCGGUCUUCUAGUCACAGGGCACAAGUGCGAGGACAUCCCGAUCGUGAACAUGACGUCCUGGCCCGUCCCGGCCACGGAAAUCGCGCUGUACCACACAUCCGUCACUUCCCUCCAGCCGAACGCAUACCAUGCCUACGGUCCCAUCAGCCAAGUCACCAAGCUUGAGAUCAUCCAAAACAAGAUUUACGCCAUCAAACCGCACGCUUUCAACGGCUUCCCGAACGUGACUUUCCUCAGUCUCAGCGACAACCCGAUCAAGUUUCUCUCUUCGGAAUCGUUCAGGGGACUGAACAGUCUCAAGGUUCUGGUGCUGUUUCGUACUCGACUCCACGAGUUCUCAACGGUCAUCGCGUCCGUUAACCCGGCGGUGCUUCCGAAGCUUGAAAUACUGAACCUCGGAAACACCGCUCUGCAUCGGAUUGACGAACACGACCUUGUCCCGAUGGAAAACUCGUCGCUCAAGCACAUCCAGUUUCACCUCUGCGACAACCUCGCUUACAUUCAUCCCCAGGCUCUGAAACCCUUGAAGCAUCUGGAAGGAUUUUACCUCAGGGACAACCUAAACAUGAAGGUGGAGAACAUAAUCGACGUCAUCUCUAACAUCACCCAGGAAACGUUCAGAAUAAUUGAUGUGAGUCAGCCGGUCUACAAAGCUGUGCCGUACCGCAUACUUGAAUCGGUAGCUCGAACCGCUGCCGAAGUCAUAAUCUUCAUUCGCAUGACAGACUACACCGUGACCAAAGACAGCUUUCCGCCGAUGAACAGAGUCAAGUGCCUUGUGUUGGAGUCCGGCAAAAUAAGGGAGUUCAAAGCUAACGCGCUUCAGAACCUUCCUAACCUCGAAGAAGUCAGCUUCAGGAGGAACUUAUUCCUGGGUGUGCCGCCGGGACUUCUGGCGCCGCGAAUUAAGUUCCUCGAUCUAAGCGGUUACGACAGGGGAUUUGUGCAGCUGGACCUACCGGAUUAUGUGUUCUCAAAAAUGGUGAACCUUCGCGAGAUGUACCUUCGCUACAAAGCUUUGCCUUCGCUCACUGAAUUUACCUUCUGGGGUCUUAAAAAUUUGGAGACUCUAGAUAUGAAGCAAUGCUCCAUCGAUUCUUUGCCGCAGGGCGUGUUUCACCACCUCACUAACUUAAAGCACCUAGAUCUCAGCGAUAACCCUGUCUUCAGGAUUGGUUCUACGUUUAGUCCCCACAUCUUUCAGGGCAUGACCAACUUAAACAGUCUCAUUCUAUCAAACACAAAAAUUUCAGAUAUGGCAAAGGCUGUGUCUUUCAGCGAUCUGACGAGUUUAGAGUAUUUGGACGUUUCAAACAAUAGCAUUGUAACCGUGCCCAAGGAAGUGUUCAUAUCAGGUGUUAACCUCAAGCACCUUGAUCUCAGCAGAAACAUAAUUGACCGCUGGUCGCCGCUGCCAUCCUCAUUGAUGAAUCUCCAAAUCCUAGACCUAUCGUCGAACAGGCUUCGACACUUUCGUACUGAUGUCAUUAAUGGCUUUAACAGACUACGUACCUUAGAUGUUUCGAAGAAUCCGUUUGCCUGCACCUGUGGUAUUACUCCCUUUCUCGAAUGGACCAAAACGAGUAACGUUACCUUGAUCAAUCUCGCUUACGAAGAGCUUCAUUCGUGCUCCGAGCCAAGGGAUAUGGCAGGAAGACACAUCCGUUCGGUACUGCCACACCUUCAGAAAAUCUGUAAGCCGACCAUUUUGAUAAGCAUUAUGUGCGUCGCCAUCCUUGUGCUAGUCUUCGUCAUUCUCCUUGUCAGUGGCUAUAUCUACCGGCGUCGUUUUGAGCUCUGGUUGCAAACUCAAUCCGCCAUGUCUUCAUCUGCGAACAGAGCCUACAUCUACGACGCCUUCGUGUCUUACAGCAACAGCGACACCCAGUGGGUCAUCAGCAGGCUGUUGCCUCAGCUGGAGUGCAGUACCAUAAGCAACCUGAAGCUCUGCGUGUACGACAGGGACUUUGUCGCGGGUCGGAACAUUAGCGAAUGCAUCUUGGACAGCAUCAAGCACAGCCGGAAGAUAAUCCUUGUGCUCUCCAACAGCUUUCUUCAAAGUCCCUGGUGCAGGUUUGAAACGGACCUUGCCCAGUACACCUUGUUGGAGGAGAACAGGGAUGCGUUCAUCUUACUCAAAAUUUCCCGCUUGGACGAAACACUGCUGUCCCCUAAACUCAACUAUCUCCUUAAAACGAGAGUUCAUUUGAGCUGGACUCAAACGCCGAAGGAAGAACUCGCCUUUUUUUCCAAGCUGCACAAAGCCCUGGUAGACACCAGGCCCAAGUCGCAUUUAGAGAAAUCCAUCUUACCAACUGCCCACACUCCAUCUGUUGUGCCUUUUUUCACGCGAAAAUUGGGGAUAUUUCGAAAGCUUAAAAAAUCGGCAGGCCUUGUCUAAAAAUGUUGACAAAAUAAUCUGACGAGAGUGUGAAUGCAAUGUGUUCAUGAACGUGUGGGUUGCGUUGA